ACAGGUGGUGCUGCGGAUGCAGAGCUGGCUGAAGCCAUCAUGUCUCGGCGUUUCCACCCCUCAGUGAUCGGACCAGAGACGUGGGAGGGAUACGUGUUUUCUGACCUGGAGAUCCGAAUCAAAGAAUCCACGGAUCUGUACGGGGCAGUACUCUGGCCCUCGGCAAUGGUGCUGUGUCACUUCUUAGAAACGAACCAGGACAAAUUCAACCUGGCGGAGAAAAAUGUGAUCGAGCUGGGAGCUGGAACCGGCCUCGUCACCAUCGUAGGCAGCAUUUUAGGUGCUAAAGUAACGUCUACAGACCUACCGGAUGUGUUGGGGAACCUCCAGUACAAUGUAACACGCAACACCAAGAGCAGAUGCAAAUACACCCCUCUGGUCACUGAGCUGAUCUGGGGUCAGGAGGUGUCUCAGCGUUUCCCUCGUGCCACACAUCGUUUUGACUACAUCCUGGCAGCCGACGUGGUUUACGCCCACUCUUACCUGAACGAGCUGAUGGAUACCUUCGACUACCUGUGCCAGGACCACACUCAGAUACUGUGGGCCAUGCGUUUCCGACUGGACCCGGAGAACAGUUUUGUGGACCGCUUCCAGCAGCGUUUUCACCUGGAGGAGCUGUACGACCUGCCCAGUCUGAGUAUCAAACUGUACCGAGCCUGGAGGAGGGACCAGUGGACCGGGGACCAAAGAGAGGCUGCUGCCUGAACCGCUGAACUUUCACAGAACUCUGAAUAUUAAAGCAUUGGUCAUUUUCUAUAUGGAUGUUUUCCACAGCUCCCAGUCAGAGCUUGGCUGGAGCUGUAAAAAAUCUGUUGGACUGGCAGUACUCGUAGCUGGGCACGGAUGUUAAUGUUCAAAAUGCAAUAA
Messenger RNA from Nematolebias whitei (Rio pearlfish), 867 nucleotides. It is a transcript of the gene mettl21e, whose product is annotated as methyltransferase like 21e. Gene Ontology annotation, molecular function: protein-lysine N-methyltransferase activity. Gene Ontology annotation, cellular component: cytosol; cytoplasm. Gene Ontology annotation, biological process: peptidyl-lysine methylation. Bases 40 to 705 code for a protein of 221 amino acids. Lineage: Eukaryota; Metazoa; Chordata; Actinopteri; Cyprinodontiformes; Rivulidae. The transcript is spliced from 4 exons. The record is from RefSeq and is a predicted model, not a curated record.